Marchantia polymorpha subsp. ruderalis is the source of this 4277-nucleotide messenger RNA. The record is from the annotation of a GenBank genome assembly. Lineage: Eukaryota; Viridiplantae; Streptophyta; Marchantiopsida; Marchantiales; Marchantiaceae.
GUGAUCUGACUCCUCAUGCGUUCAUUCCUUCACGUUCUUUGCUGCCACAUCUACAUCAGCGUGCACGAAUGCAGAAUUCCAAGCAUGUAGCUCAAGGAGUUAGAGUCGAGGAAGAAAGGAACCUGGAGAGGAGUCGGACGAGAGGAACCUGGCACAGGGAUUUUGAGGUUCCACUUGCGCACUUCUGUGACACUCUUUACGUCGCUCUCUUUAUUUCUCGAUUCUCAUUAUUUAGAUGCUUCGGCCGGCAAUUUCGCUGUUGGUUCCACGACUCUCACUUUUUCAAUUCACUUUUCCUUCCUGAGAGUGUGCACCUCUACAAUCGGGUGUCUUGUCUGCGCUGGGUUUGACACUUACACGGGUCUGAUUCACUUCACGUCAAAUUCCACCUUCGUGGUUUUCUGAUAUCUCUGUUCUUUAUUCGCAGUGUGCCUUGUACACUUGUGCGUCAGAUCCUUCCAUUUUUCUACCUUUUGUCGCUCAAGGCUUUUCCUUGUAAAUUUCUUUUGCUCAACAGCCUUGAAACAAUCUGGUUUUCCACCAAUUUCGAAAAUUCUCCACCCCGUUUAUCGUCGCACCGUGUUGGCUUCAGUGUGCAGCACCAAUGAUUCCAGUCAUCGUACUCACCCGAGCUGAUAUAUCUGGCAGCUGGUGGUUUCGCUCACUCGUCUCGAUGUCUGUUAUUAUUAUGCGUUCUCUCCCAUUCUGCUUUCGUCCACUCAACUGAAAGACCAUCCAGUCGUCCACACGGUCUUUUUUAAUCAGACUGAACUUCUUCAAACCUCUCUAGAGAGAGGUGCAAUCAUGCAAGAAGUGCCUUACCGUAAUCGACCUCCUAGUGAGUACCACCGGUACUUAUGUCAAUUUUCGGAGAUGAAGCUGAAAGCUAUGCAGGAUGCAUUCCUGGCUGGCCACGACCUUCUGCCCUUUUUAGAAGGAAAGUCUUUUUCUUACACGCAUCCAACACCGGCCAAUUACGAGGAAUUCUACAAUUCUACAGUGCCUCUUACCACUGCAGUUUCCUGGAGCUUGGCAGCGCCAGAAGCCCUGCACUUUGGAAAGGUGAAAAAUACAAUCAGAACUUCGACGGAGAAUAGCACUGUAUCGGAGUCGUGGGAAUCUGCCAGAAGGCCACCUCCAGGACCACUCGAUAGUGUAAUUCAAGGAGAAUUCUGCUCUUUGUCUGGAUGGAUGAAGGACUGGAAGGGAAGUUCCCAGCAUCUGCGGGCAAUUAAGAUGGCUAUCUCUGGUUCCCAAGAGGAGCUGGGCCGUGACAAGUUUGGGGUGAGAAUCAUUGGCCACGCAGAUUUUGGCCUCAAGCGCGUAGGUUGGCCGAUCACUGACACACCUGCAAUUCCUUAUGAUAGACCCGUUCCCCUAUACUAUCGAAGCUUAGCUGUAUUGAAUGAUACUGCCGAACCAGUGGUGCUCCUGGACGUCUGCGGUGUUCCGUCGAAUGAAGAAACGUUCUCUCUAAAAGAUGAUUUUGCCUUGGCCCAUCACUACGAUGUUUCUGAAGCGCAACAUCAUCGCUCUUCCGAGACUUCUUUUGGCGUGGUUCUUCAGUCUGGGGCAGAGUAUCAAGUUAUGGUGGAGCUGAGAUGCAGCCCUCAGGAUAUUGCUUGGCACCAGCAAUGGAUUCUGUUUCUGUUCGGAAGAGGAGGUUCUUUGCAGCACACGCAUAACGAGGUCUUUGCUAUCGGGCGACGUGUCUCUGCACUGGUAGGACACAAUAUACAGGACGUGCGGAGCUGUUUGAGCACAGAGGCAAAGCCAUUCUAUCCAGCUUAUCUUCGGCAGCUAUUUGAUACUCGGCCAACUGAACUUAAAGGUCACUCAUAUUUGAAGUCUUCGGAUUGGAGAAAGCGAUUGGAUGCUUUUGAGCAAACACAUGUCUCCUCUGUCUGGCCACUGCAACUAGCAAAACUGGAGGAAGCUUUGUACUAUGGAGUCCUUACAAGUGGACUUUUAUCAAACACGUCAAUAGACUUGAGACCAUGUGCAUGUACAGUUGUCCAACUUCGGCAGUUUUCGCGAUUGCUAGCUCUGGAAGAGGCAGCCAUGGAACGUGACAUUAAAGAACACGAUCUUUUCAAUGUACAGCUAAGCCGCCGUGAUGCUUCAGUUUUUAUAUUGGAGGUCCCUGGUCUACCUGAAAAUCGCCCUUCUGUUUUUGCCGGAGAUAUUGUUUACAUUCGCUGGGAAAGGUAUCCAGGUAUGGAAUGUGCAGCAGAUGUUGUCGCUGUAGAAUUUCAGCCAAAGCCCCAACUGACUCUCAAGCUGCCAGAGUACUUUCUCAAGUGGUGUCCUUUGCUACCAAAGCCACUGCUCGUCCAUGUUCGCUUCACAUUCAACCGUUUGGUUCUCACUCGCAUGCACCGUGCUCUUCAAAAGGUGGCCAUUUUAUCCAUGAAGUUGCUGCCUUGCAUCUGCAGUAAGGUCUCGACGACAAAGGUGAAGGAUGCGAGUAUAUCGGACAGUCCCCAAGCUGUUGAGUCUAGCGACAUUAUCACAAGAGUGGAGAUACCAAAGCCUCUAUUAAAGGCAUGUGGUAUUGUGGAGCAUCGUGGAGCUAUGAAAUCUCUUAACCAAGAACAGUGGAAAGCUGUGACAUCUGUUGUUGAUCGCGUGCACGGAGCUGGACCUUAUAUUAUCUUGGGACCACCAGGCACCGGGAAGACAGUAACCGUCGUGGAGUGCGUCUUGCAAGUGCUAGCUACCGAUCCUUCAGCUAGAUUGUGCGUUUGCGCCCCGUCAAACUAUGCUGCGGAUAUCUUAUGCAGUGGGAUUGCUGCAGGAGGUGUCGAUCGUUCAAUGAUGUGGAGAAUGAACGAUCCACGACGAAUCAUAGCUUCUGUCAAAGUGGAUGUGUCACCGUUCUGUGCCUACCAGCUCAAAUCCGAGUUGGAUGACAUGAAAUCUUUCAGAGUAAUAGUUUGCACUUGUGGGGCUGCGGGGAUGCUUCACGAGCCACCCUACUUGGGUAAAGUGGAACCAUUUUCACAUGUUUUUGUCGAUGAGGCGGGGCAGGCCCUUCUACCGGAAGCAUUGAUACCAUUGUCGCUUGCACACUCAAAUGCAUGCCGCGUUCUUUGUGGCGAUCCAAAGCAGCUUGGUCCUGUGGUACAUUCGAGAUUAGCUACAGGGAAGGGGCUUGAUGAUUCUUUGAUCUCCCGGUUCGAGAAGUCCGAAGAGUACCACUCCAACAUAGGAGGUGUCGGAUCACCUGUAAUCAAACUUGUGCGCAAUUACAGAGCUAACGCAAAGUUAUUGGAGCUGCCAUCGCGAAUGUUUUACAACAACGAACUCAUAGCCGCAGCUCAGAGUCACAUGGUUACUCCACCUAAGGAUUGGGAAGAGUUGAAGGGCCGUGACUUUCCCAUGCUCUUCUACGGUGUCAAAGGUCAGCAGAUGCGUGAAGGUGAAUCACCAUCCUAUUUCAACCCAGUGGAAGCCCGAAAAGUGGUAGACUUGGUCAGUGGUCUUAUUUCGAAGACACACAUUUCCGCUGGCGACAUAGGCGUUAUGGCCCCUUAUCGACGGCAGGUGUACAAACUUAGGUUGAUCUUGCGAUCGAGGGCGCUAGGAGCUGUGAGAGUGGGAACUGUUGAUGAUUACCAGGGUCAAGAGGAGAAGAUCGUGUUCAUAUCCACAGUUUUAACAAGACCUGAAUCUCUAUGUAAAGUACAAGCAGAUGUGAAGGAUAACCAGAUUGGAUUUUUGGGAAAUGCCAAACGUUUCAAUGUGGCCAUCACACGAGCCAAGGCAAUGCUGGUGGUGGUUGGCCAUCCUCUUGUCCUCGCUCAGGAUGAAAACUGGAGUGAGCUGCUGCGGUAUUGCUUAGUUCGUGAUGCUUUUCGUGGGUUCGGAAGUCAAUACGUCCCUCCAUUCAGGGCCCGCGAGUCUGCUUGGCAUGCAGAAAUGGAAGACUCGUCAGUACCUAAUGAACACAAUACAGACCAUAUAAACACUUCCGAAGCACUGGAGAUAGCUAAAGCUAUAGAGAAAAUGGCAGAGCUAUCGUUACUGGGUAUGGGACAUGUUGACACGCUUUAUCCAGAAGAUCUGGAUUCCAUGUACUCUGCUUUCAGUGAAGAAAUGGAAUGGCGUGUUCAGCUGUAAAACUGUAGAUAUGAUUAAUCAAAAGGUAGGUAUGACGUCAGUGCAAAUCAUAUAAUUAUCUUGUAAAGUCGAUGGUGGAAUUGCUGUCUUAAGGUGUCUCUGACUACGUUUCCAAGCAUAACGUCUUCAGUAAAAAAGUUUCUUGGCUCUUAUUG